ACCUUACCUAAGGUAUCUAACAUCUACUUAGGUACUUGGAGCUCCUAGAUCUCGAUAAACGCAUCUUAAUAUUUGUUACUCAACAGAAACGCGCAGAGUCGCGCGCAAUUGCCUGACAAAGACCUACAACGACACACAAGUUUGACGUCAAACUUCACAAGCAAAAAGAAAUUAUAUUUCUCCCAUAUACAAAUCGCAACUGGCAGACAUGUCCGCCGAAAAACGCCCUGCACCUGAAGAACCCGGCGCAGGCCAAUUGGUCGUGAAAAGACAGAAGCCAGGAACCAGUACUGCCCUCUCUCGCCGAGAUGGAACAUCUGGGAGUGGUGCGCUGGUGCAGUCCGCACCUCGAACGAGUAACCUAGAAGCACCGUUGAUGGAACUUACUGGACACUCCGGAGAAAUCUUUUCAGCGAGAUUCAACCCUACAGGCGCUUUAAUUGCUUCAGGGUCCAUGGACCGGAGCAUCUUGCUUUGGAAUUCAUCGGGCACAUGUGAGAACUACGGCGUGUUGACAGGCCAUCGGGGCGCAGUUUUAGAUCUAAAGUGGUCUCGGGAUUCCGAAAUUCUAUAUUCAGCUUCGGCAGAUAUGCACCUCGCCAGCUGGGAUUUAACUUCCGGGACAAGGAUACGACGAUAUAUCGGACACGAGGAGAUCAUAAACUCUCUGGAUAUAAGCAAGCGUGGCGAGGAGAUCAUAAUCAGCGGAAGCGAUGAUGGUACUAUAGGCAUUUGGGAUCCUCGAUCGAAAAACGCCGCCGAUUUCAUUGAGACCGACUUCCCAAUUACAGCCGUAGCAGUCGCAGAGGCAGGUAAUGAGAUCUUUUCGGGGGGUAUCGACAAUGACAUCAAGGUCUGGGACAUGCGCAAAAAGGCCAUUGUAUACUCUAUGCUGGGUCAUAACGACACGGUGACCAGCCUAAGCGUGUCGCCGGACUCUCAGUCGCUACUAUCUUACUCGCACGAUUCAACUGCGAAGACCUGGGACAUAAGGCCGUUUGCACCCACCGAGCGACACAUCCGUACAUUCGACGGGGCACAGGUAGGAGUUGAGAAGAACCUAACCCGAGGUAGUUGGGAUAGGGCUGGCAAGAAAAUUGCCGUAGGUGCUGGUGAUGGAACAGUAUUGAUAUGGUCCAACGAUACCGGGAAGCUCCUCUAUAAAUUACCCGGCCACAAGGGAGCGGUCAAUUGUGCCGAAUUCACUCCCGGCGAGGAGCCUGUUAUUUUAUCUGCGUCUUCUGAUCGUAGAAUGUUACUUGGAGAGCUGAGAUGAGAGCUCUAGUUUCCUGAGGCUUAAGGAGAUAGUAAACAGCCCGUCGCCUUG
This is a messenger RNA of Daldinia caldariorum, 1327 nucleotides long. Its product is annotated as WD40 repeat-like protein. Gene Ontology annotation, molecular function: protein binding; RNA binding. Bases 209 to 1276 code for a protein of 355 amino acids. The transcript has 4 exons. NCBI's taxonomy places the organism in Eukaryota, Fungi, Ascomycota, Sordariomycetes, Xylariales, Hypoxylaceae. Gene Ontology annotation, cellular component: catalytic step 2 spliceosome. The record is from RefSeq and is a predicted model, not a curated record.